Messenger RNA from Rosa chinensis, 2825 nucleotides. Its product is annotated as probable methyltransferase PMT5. Lineage: Eukaryota; Viridiplantae; Streptophyta; Magnoliopsida; Rosales; Rosaceae. Gene Ontology annotation, cellular component: cytoplasm. Gene Ontology annotation, molecular function: methyltransferase activity. The record is from RefSeq and is a predicted model, not a curated record. The coding region runs from base 524 to 2389 and encodes 621 amino acids. The transcript is spliced from 10 exons.
AUAUAUAUAUAUAAAUAAACCUGAGAACACGAACAGAAACACAAAAAACUCACAAUAACUAGAAUUCCUAUAAAUUUGGACUCACAUUAAAGUUAGAGUCUUUCUCUGUUUUUGAGGGCUUUGAAUCUCACUCUCCAACGACCCAGUACCAGGUUGGACUUGGUUGAUCACUUGUAAAAAAAGUCUGUUUCUUUGGGAAUUUAGCAGUAUUGGUGGUGCUCAAGUUUGAAAAUUUGGUUAUAUAAUCGAGUUUGGGAUCGUGUUUAGUUGUGAUCUUAUCUGGCUUUGGCUCAGGAUGAAUUUAUGAACAAUCACAAAGCAAAGAUUCGUAUAUGUUGUUGGGGAAGAAGUGGAGAUCACGGUGUCAGUGCUUGUAGGAAUUAUCCGGAUUCAUGGUGAUAUAUAUAUAGAAGCUUGUGUGUGAUGAUAGAUGAUGGUUUUCAGUCUUCUUGGAGAUUUAAACUGAAGGUUAUCUAGUGGGGUUAUUUUGGAAUUGAUAAGACGGGGUUGCACGAUUUUGGACAUGAGAAGCUCCUGGUUGAGUAAACUCUCUCUCAUUUUUGGCCCUAGACCACCCCUCAACUGGUUACUCUUGUGCCUCGUGAGUGUACUUGCACUAAUUGCAGUGUUGGGAUCAUCAUCUUCAAGUACAUUUGAUUCUUUAACCCCUAGUUCAGUACCAGACAUCUACACAAACUAUAGGAGGCUAAAAGAGCAAGCGGCAGUUGAUUAUUUGGAGCUGAGGUCUCUCUCACUGGGGGGUAGUAGAGAAAAAGAGCUUGGCCUUUGUGGCAGAGAUAAAGAACACUCUGUGCCUUGUUACAAUGUUUCAGCAAAUCUUUUAGCCGGGUAUAAAGAUGGGGAGGAGUUUGAUCGGCAUUGUGAAGUAUCAAGAGACAGAGAACAGUGUCUAGUUCGCCCCCCUAAGGACUAUAAGAUCCCUCUGAGGUGGCCAGCUGGUAGGGACGUGAUAUGGAGUGGAAACGUGAAGAUAACCAAAGACCAAUUUCUGUCAUCUGGAAGCAUGACCAAAAGGUUGAUGUUACUAGAAGAAAAUCAAAUUUCCUUCCACUCUGAGGAUGGUUUGAUUUUUGAUGGUGUCAAGGAUUAUUCUCGUCAAAUUGCUGAGAUGCUGGGUUUGAGCAGUGACUCUGAAUUUCCUCAAGCUGGUGUUCACACAGUACUAGAUAUUGGUUGUGGUUUUGGUAGCUUUGGCGCUCAUUUAGUAUCCCUAAAGUUAAUGGCUAUUUGUAUUGCGGCAUAUGAGGCAACUGGCAGUCAAGUUCAGUUGGCCCUUGAGAGAGGUCUUCCAGCAAUGAUCGGCAACUUCAUCACAAGACAACUUCCAUAUCCAUCUCUGUCAUUUGAAAUGGUUCAUUGUGCUCAAUGUGGUAUUCUUUGGGACAAAAAAGAUGGGAUGUUUCUUUUAGAAGUUGACCGGGUACUCAAGCCUGGAGGUUACUUUGUUUUAACCUCACCCACAAGCCAGCCAUAUGGAAGUUCAUCGACUAUGAAGGAGGGCAUAGCUACAGACUCUUCACUAAUGGAAGAAUUAACCCAGAAAAUCUGUUGGACUCUUUUGGCUCAAAAAUAUGAAACUUUUAUCUGGCAGAAAACUGUGGAUUCUAAUUGCUAUACAUCUCGCAAGCAGGGUGCUAUUCCACUUUGUCAAGAAGAGCAUGAGGUUCAGUCAUAUUAUAAGCCCCUAGUAUCGUGUAUAAGUGGGACCAUGAGCAAACGCUGGACUCCAAUCCGAAAUAGGUCUAGUUCCCAGUGGAACUCAUCUAAGCUUGAAGUUCAUGAAGUUCAGCCUGAUGAUUUCUUUGAAGACUUACAGGUUUGGAGAUCAGCUCUAAAGAACUAUUGGUCUUUGCUUACCCCUUUGAUUUUCUCUGACCACCCCAAGAGACCAGGCGAUGAAGACCCUUUACCUCCCUUCAACAUGAUACGCAAUGUGCUCGACAUGAGUGCUCAUUAUGGGGGUUUAAAUGCUGCUUUUCUGGAGGAAAAGAAAUCAGUCUGGGUGAUGAAUGUUGUGCCUGUUAAUGCUCCCUAUACACUUCCUCUCAUACUAGAUCAAGGUUUUGCUGGUGUUUUGCAUGACUGGUGCGAACCAUUCCCAACAUAUCCUCGAACAUAUGAUCUGCUGCAUGCAAAUGGGCUGCUCUCACACCUGUCUUCAGAGAGGUGCAGCAUGAUGGACUUAUUCUUGGAGAUGGACCGGAUUCUGCGCCCUGAGGGCUGGGUUGUUCUCUGUGAUAAAGUGGGAGCUAUAGAGAUGGCACGCAUGUUUGCUACCCAAGUACGUUGGGAAGCAAGGGUGAUUGACCCUCAGAAUGGCAGUGACCAGAGACUACUUGUAUGCCAAAAACCAUUUGUGAAAAAAUGAUUGUUUUACUUCAGGAGGUCUCAUCAUUGCGGAAAUGUACAUUUUUCUUUUAGCUCUGAUUAUGAUCAAUUUGGCAACAGACAUAUACAUGCUCAGAAUCCGAAGGACCUUGAAGAUGCUCAUCGGUCAUGACUGGAGUCACUGGACUAGGAGCAUGUGGAAGCUGUAGAUUAGAAGGUUUGGCACAGAAGUAGCUGCAACUCAAUUUUGUUAAGGGCUUUGUAGCAAUUCAUUCAUCCAUAUUUUUUCUUUGUUACAUUUUCUCUCAUCUUUUUUUUUUUUUUUUAUAUUCAUUUUGAUAAUGAACUUCACGUUUUUGUAAGAACCUUAUACUCUUUAGUAAAGAAUGUCGGUACGUCCACGAAGUGUAAGAGUACUGAUAUUCUCUCUAGAAUUCUUAUCUAUUGACUUCAUUCUUUACUUGAAUUUCCAGAAA